UCAAUCUCAACAACGAACAGUGGUGAAUCCCUGGUGAAUCCUCAAGAGCAGUAUUUCUCUCCCAUAAAUUCUCAAAUUCAUCCAUAGCAUUCUGAUACGGUCUGUUCUCAAAUAUGAUAACACCGGAGGAGCAGAAGCAGGUAACGCGUAAGCUUACGCAUUGGAUAGAAAGCGAAAGCAAGAUUGUGACUUAUCGGACGGUGUCGAGAGAGAUAGGAUGUCAUGUCAACGUAGCUAAAAACAUCCUGCUGAGACACUUUGAAGCCAACCCCUCACUUGCGGCUACAUACCUCCUGACUGGACCUCUUCUCUCCAACUCUGUUUUGACACAAACCACCAUCCAAAGCGGCACGACUUCGAAAGACGGGAAAAGUUUGCGCGACCUGGGAGAUGGGAUGGUGAAGAUUGUGGAUAUGGACCAGAACUCUGAUGCGGGGGAUUCAGAUGUUGAGGGAUUAGAGUCUCAGUCUCAGGGACAAUCAAAAGCUCAGCGGAUAGGAUUGAUGGGUACCGACGAUGAAGAUGAGAGGAUGGAUGGGGUGGGUAACGAUAGAGGUGCACAAGUAGGGGACGGAGGAAUCGGUGGUGGCAAGAGGUUGGGCGAACUUGGGUUUAAGAGAGAGAGAGUCAAGAGGUGGGGAGUCGUACUGGCAACUGCCGAGGCGCUUGAAGAGAAAAAGACACUUUUUGAUGAAAGCGAGCUGAAUAUCCAUAUUUAUGCUCUUUCACCCGCUCCAGUCAAAGAUCCGGCGCAAUUCCUUAUUGCCAGUCUUGAACUGCAUGAUAAUGCGAAUAUGUACAACUCAUCCAUCUACGGUUCAAUUACUGGGCACGCAUUCAAACCGUCUGCCAAACCAAACCCCUUGGCCCCCGCCAAACCUCCUAUCAAAGAAGCCGCAGCCCCUUCUAUUUUCGCUCGAGGUCCGAAAGAAAAGAUGGUCAAAGAACAAACCAAGAAAGAAGUUAAGAAGCAAGGCUCGACCAAGGACGUUAAAGAUGAGCCGUUACAGUCUCGCUCGUCCACGUCUGCCACUACUGCUCCUGCAAAAAACAAGGCCCAACCACUCAAUAAAUCCAAUAGCAAGAAACGUGUCAUCAAUUCUGAUACUGAAGAAGACGAGCCCGGGCCUGCUAAAGCCAAGGCAUCAACACCAACGUCAAAGGGUGGAAGCAGCAAGACAGCGCUCGAACCGACCUCUUCAAUGGUGGCCAGGGAGGACAAAGCAGCGCUCGAAGCUAUGGCUGGUAUGGACGUCGACUUUUCAGAUAAUGAGGAACCUUUGGCUGCGAGACCAAAGGCAAAGGAGGAGGCGAGGCCGUUGAGAAAGAGUGCUACUGGAAGGAAAGUCCGAAGAGUUAAAAAGACGAAACGAGAAAAGGAUGACAAGGGAUACUUUGUAUCAAAAGAUUACUGGACCGACGAGUCAUACUCCGGUGAAUCCGAACCGGAACAAGUUGAGACUCAGCCGAGAGCCCAACCGGCGAGCAAAAGGGGAGGUAGUAAGCCGCCUAUGAAGGCUCGAGAAUCAGCGUCGAGCGUGGGGAGUGGGAGUGGAGCGGGUGCAGGUGGUAAUAUGAAGAAGUCGGCGGGUAAACCGACUGGGGGGCAGAGUACGCUUAUGGGUUUCUUCAAGAAAAAAUAAGGAGAGAGACAAGGGAAGACGUUAUUGAGACUGGGGGUAUACCCUUUGGAAAAAAGGAUCGGUACAUGUAUGAGAAGGCGUAUAUCCUUUAUGUUCAUGGUUGGUGUUACUGCAGACGUUGAGCUGAAAACUAAUACAUCCUUCCAACUCGAGUCGAGGUCGGCGAUUCAUUCUUCUCUCUCGACUCAGAGCCGUGAUUUUCAGCACGAAGAUACUCUCAAGCAUUCCAGCUUGUUCAUCUAUUGCUCUACAUCACGCCACAUGAUCACUACCAAUACAGUACCAUCGCUCAAUUUUGAACGUGCUAAAAAUAAACCGACUGAUAUUUUAAGCUUUCAAAAAAGGCAAGCCACCACAAAUGAAUAUACCCAAGUUUUAUCGCCCUGCGGCUUCGGCAGCGUCGUCAAUCCCCAGCGACUUCUUUCGUUCUGUCCAUUCUGCUGGGCAAAUUCCAUGGGAUCAUUGCAACCCUCAUCUGUCCAACAAUUCCUUCACAUCGCCUUCUACUCUCAGCGACACUUACGCGACAUCUUACAGUGCCCAACACCCUUCCGCCCCACCUCUCAAUUCAACUCCUCCAACCCAAUGGACAUCGGCAUCAGCAAGUAUUCGAUCGGGACCAGAUAUCAUACGCCCUGGUGAUCCAGCUAAUGGCCCACCAUUCUCUCGACCGGUUAGACCGUCCUGGGCUUCGAAGGACGGUUGGCAUCCCAAGGGAAAACCGAUGAGUAGACCGGAUGAGUUGGAUAGGCAAACUAUCUUGAAUAGCCUUUUCAACACGAACAUACCGCCUCCAGUUGAAAAGCCCGAGGUUUUGACACCGGCAUCGAUAGCUACCCAAGGGCAGCCAUAUGGAACUGCAUCAUCCACUUUCACUCAUAUACCGACCACCAUGUCAGCACAUCCGACAUCGAAGGGGUAUGCACCCAGCGGGGUAUCAGGGCCUAAAUCGACAAAUUUAGCCUCCCGAUUACUCCAGCUACGGGGACAGCAAGCCUCUCAGCCAUCCAUGUAUAAUGGUUUCACUUCAAGUUCUUUAUUAACAACGGGCACCACGCUGCCUCCGGAGCUUGCCCGAACGAUUGGUAUAAAGGGAAUAGGAAGAGUAGUGCAAGUGCCUUCUUUGGGAGAUGGAAAAGGGAGAUCAACAGGUUCGAUAUGGAUGGAGCCAGCACCGACUUUGGGGCCUCCGCCAUUACUCUGGGAGCCUCAAGAGACCGUAAAGGAUAUGUGGACCCAGUGGUUGGAGUCCCAUCGAGACCUUGCCGACCGCCAGACAAAGGACGCCGAAACUGCUGCGCAACAGGAGAUGAGUAAGUGGAAGCGAAGUACGAGGAAUAGAGAUGAUGCGUGGUUAGAUGUGGCAGAGACGUUUGGCGGAACAGCUGAAGUAAUUGCGAGUACGCGAGACCCUGUGCUGUUGCGAAAUCUCAGUGAAAUGAAGGACAGUCUUAUGGGAUUAAAGAGGACGGUGGAAAACGAGAGGGCGACGACGAUCGGGAUGGUGAGGAGUAUGGAACAUCAAUUUGAAAGUGUGAGGAAAGGGAGGGAGUUUGGAGAUCUUUUGGGAGAUACUCUUAGCAAAGGUGUCGACUUUGGUAAUGCGAAGAAUGUAUGGGAAAAUGCAACUAAGCUGAGUAGAGUGUCACAAAGUGGUGAGAGAGAAGCAUCGCCAUGGGAUAGAUUCAUGUCAAGUUACGAAAUAGAUGGAUCGCAGAGCCAACCCUCGCAUUUCCCCCCUUCUAAUGGAGAUUCCCUCUACUUACAGGACUUGUCACCACCGUUCCACUCGGGACUUGGUUCGCAUUUGCCCACCGGAAACAGUUCGCAGCAUACAUCAUCUCAUUUUGGCAGCUUCCGUGACAACUUCCAACAAUUUCCGUCUUUGGGAGGAUUCGCUCAACGGCACCAACCUUAUUUUGGUGAUUCAUCUGGCAGUUUCGGUCAAACAUUUCAGCAGCCAUCUUCAUUAGAUAGAUUCCCUCAAAAGCAAUCUUCUUUCCCAUCGUACGGUCACCCACAACGAUAUUCAUCGAUACCGCAAUUCAGCCAACAGUAGCAUCAACGUUAUUAUAUAUCGAAGUUGUUUUAGUUGUGUCUACACAAUAAACUCGUCGGAAAAUAUUUAAAUUCUCCAGUUACUGAUCAUGCUUGGCCGGUAGUAUAAUACAUGACUAGGCAUUAAUUCAACUGAUCAUGCAUCGGGUUUGCUG
This is a messenger RNA of Cryptococcus deneoformans JEC21, 3856 nucleotides long. Its product is annotated as expressed protein. The record is from RefSeq and is a predicted model, not a curated record. Gene Ontology annotation, biological process: nucleotide-excision repair, DNA gap filling; DNA synthesis involved in UV-damage excision repair; DNA strand elongation involved in DNA replication. NCBI's taxonomy places the organism in Eukaryota, Fungi, Basidiomycota, Tremellomycetes, Tremellales, Cryptococcaceae. Gene Ontology annotation, molecular function: DNA-directed DNA polymerase activity. The coding region runs from base 114 to 1643 and encodes 509 amino acids. Gene Ontology annotation, cellular component: delta DNA polymerase complex; nucleus. The transcript has 8 exons.